This is a messenger RNA of Symbiodinium natans, 822 nucleotides long. Lineage: Eukaryota; Dinophyceae; Suessiales; Symbiodiniaceae. The record is from the annotation of a GenBank genome assembly.
AUGACGGUGACGGCGCUUGCGGCUGUGUUCCUGGCCUUGGCCCCACGCACUGCCUCAUUCGAGGUUCUCUAUGCGGGUGCUCCCCGAUCAGGGACGCAGACCAUGUAUUCGGCUCUGAAGAUCAUGGGCUUGAACCCGAUUCAUUCUGGCUACAACUUGACAACGCGGCCCAUCCUCUGCGAAUACCUCUAUGGAAAUGGCUCCAAGGAGGCGGCCAUGAACCUUUUUGCAAGUGCAGAUGCGGCCAUGGAUGAGCCUUUCCAGCUGAUGUAUGAGGACGUGCUCAAGGAGUUCCCCAACGCGAAGGUCGUCCUGCCAGUCAUGUCCGCGGAAGACUGGUACGUGUCGGAGCGGAACUACUUCAAGGACACAGUCUAUGCAGUGGAGCGCGUGGCGGUCGAAGUCGCCCACGGUCUAAAGAUCCGGCGGAACACCAGCUACGAGUUCUUUGAUGCAAUGUGGGAGAGCAUGUACUCGUCCACCCUCACCGCAGACAAAUGCUGGGCCUGCAGGUACUGGGGCUGCGCCUUCUGGAAAGUGGAGGGUAUGACUCCCGAGGAGAACCGGACGUGCCUUAACAACUAUGAGGCGCACAUGGACCGCGUAAAGGCCCUGGUGCCCCCAUCACGGCUCUUGGUCUUCAACUUCUCGGAUGGCUGGGCACCUCUGAGCCAUUUUCUUGGGCGGCCCGUGCCCGACGAGCCCUUCCCCUACACGGACAAGUACAACAAGGAUGUCGCUGAGGAGACGGAGGCGCAUGCCGCCAGUUUCCUGCAAGAUGGAAUGGACAUCUUCCCAACACCACGCCGAAGUGAGUUGUAG